This is a messenger RNA of Oreochromis niloticus (Nile tilapia), 9828 nucleotides long. Its product is annotated as leucine-rich repeat neuronal protein 1. The record is from RefSeq and is a predicted model, not a curated record. The coding region runs from base 781 to 3216 and encodes 811 amino acids. Lineage: Eukaryota; Metazoa; Chordata; Actinopteri; Cichliformes; Cichlidae. The transcript is spliced from 15 exons. Gene Ontology annotation, molecular function: protein binding.
AGUUGGUAAACACUGAGGAGUGAAGGUCCGUGGAAGUUUCCUUGGGAGUCCUGAGGUUUAACGAGAAGGUCGGAGGACAAAGAGAUGUAGAAUAUCCAGUGAGCCAUCGUCACCUUGAUGUCCUCAUCCUCGCCUUCGCUCCAUGUACAGUAACGCUGACUCACCCUGAGGAUUUACUGGAUCAAUAUGAGAUCACUCAUGAUGUCAGCAGACAGCGCAACGGAGACACCACAGAAGAAGAAGAAGCGAAGUAGAGAAGGGGGAGCGCAGACUCUCAGUCAUUAGGUGAAUCUGGAGCAUUACGUCAUGUCAGAAGACACCCACCCCCCUUCCUCCUCCUCCUCAUCGUUCACCCUCCUCCUCCUCCAGCGCUUCUGUGCAGCAUCCGAGCUCCCUGAUUGGUCCCUCGUCCAGUGGCCUAUAAAUCCCAUUGGCUGAUGGGAAGUCAGCUGCCGCGGACCUGACAGAGGACAGGAGGGAGAGAGGGAGGGAUCCUUCAGAUAAAAGCGGCAGCAGCAGCAGGACUCGGCCCGCCCUCAUCUGGAUCACCAAAACAUCAGCGGACCGGAGACCGCCCGCUUCUACCGGACUCAUUCUGCCCGGGCUCUGUGAGGCUCUGCCCGGCUCUGUGAGGCUCUGCCCCGGGCUGUGUCUGCAGCUGCGGCUGGGAGCAGGAGGAGCAGCAGGCGGAGGAGCAAGUAUUUGUGUAGAUGAAACUCCGAGCAGCCUUCUGGAGGCACGUGUCAUCACUAUUUAUCCUGCGCCACAGCCCAGUGCAUCAUGGGAUCUGAAGUUCUCUCCAUUCUCCUCCUCUCCCUGGUCAUAGCAUCAGCGUGUGCUGAAAUGAGUGGGACCAGCCAAGGUGGCGCUGUGCUGUGCCCUCUGCAGUGUGUAUGCGAGACGCGACCGUGGUACACCCCACAGUCUGUGCAUCACCAGGCCAGGACAGUCGACUGCAAUGAACUCCAUCUGCAGAGAAUACCAGCCAACAUAUCUGCUGAUACGCAGGUGCUGCUGCUGCAGAGUAACAACAUCUCCUCUAUAACUUCUGAACUGCAGAGUCUGACCAACCUGACAGAGCUCGACCUGUCUCAGAACCACUUCACACAGGUGAGCUCCAUGGGCCUGUCCUCUCUUGGCCGCCUGGUGACUCUAUACCUGGAAGAGAACCACAUUGAGGAGCUGGAGGACUUCUGUCUGAGGAACCUCUCCAGUCUGGAAGAGCUCUACAUCAACCAUAACCACAUCUCUUCUAUUGGACCCAAAGCCUUUGCCGGCCUCACCAACUUGCUGCGGCUCCACCUGAACUCCAACCGUCUGGUGGCUAUCGACAGUCGCUGGUUCGAGUCUCUGCCAUCCCUGGAGAUUCUGAUGAUUGGGGAAAACCCCAUCCUGGGUCUUGAGGAGAAGAACUUCUUGCCUCUGUCCCGCCUCCACAGCCUGGUCCUGGCAGGAAUGGGACUGGCCUCUGUUCCCUCUGCUGCUUUCUUGGGCCUGGACUACCUGGAGAGCCUCUCUUUCUACGACAACCGGCUCAGGUCUGUUCCUCGCGAUGCUCUGAGCGUGCUCCCAAACCUGAAGUUCCUAGACCUGAACAGGAACCCGAUUGGCCGAGUCCAGCAGGGAGAUUUCCAGAACCUUGAGCACCUGGAGGAACUCAGUCUGAACAACAUGGAGGACCUGCUGAUGGUGGAGCGAGCAGCUUUUCAAAACCUUCCAGAACUUGCCAAAUUGGAGCUCUGCAACAACCCACGCCUCUCUUACAUGGACCCACAGGCCUUCAGUAACCUGCCCUCCCUCCGGACUCUCCUCCUCCAUAAUAACCAGCUCAGCCUCCUCUCUGGAGACCUCCUCUCCUCCCUCCGUUCUCUCGAGGAGGUUUCUCUUCACUCGAACCCUCUUCGGUGCGACUGCCUCUCCUCAUGGGGGCCUCACCUUGGCAACCAAUCACACCUCAAGCUGCUGGAUUCCUCCAUUACCAUCUGCUCCUCCCCGCCUCACCUGAUCGGUCAGGAGCUGCGGGAGGUGGUGGCGGUUGGAUGGGGCGGAGGCGGUACCAACAGCUGCCUGCCUCACAUCAUUCCUCACGCCUUCCCCCCGACCAUAAACGUCAGCACAGGGCAGCCAAUUACGCUGGAGUGCUGGGCAGACGCUGACCCCGCCCCACAGUUCUAUUGGGUGACACCAAAUGGUGACAAGGUGAGCUCAGAGGCGGUGGCUUCACCAAUCAUAUCAGAGGAGGGGCGUGGCCUGAGCAGGAGGAAGAAGAAGCAUCGGAUGUCAGAUCCUGGUGCGCUGGUGAUCGAACACGCAGAGCCAUCAGACGCAGGUGUGUACACCUGUGUGGCUUGGAACAUCGAAGGAGCAGACACCAAGAGUGUCGCGGUGUUCGUAGACUCUCAGGGAUAUGCCGGCUCUUGGUCUGGUGGGGGGAAUGACCCCAGCAGAGAGAGGACCCGGUUGGGGAACUCAUCCAGUGGUGCAGGGUCUCUGGUGGUGCUCGCUAAGGUGGUUCACGCCCAGUCUGUGGUGUUGGAGUGGAAGUUAUAUCCCAGCGGAGGAGCUUCAGCUGUGGGUUCAAACCAUCAUGACAUCCCCGUCCCUCUUCCCCGGUGGACCAGUGCAACCGUGCACAUUGACAACCCUCAGAUCAGCUACACAGCCAAGGUUCCAGUUGACGUGCAGGAGUACAACCUGACUCAUCUCCUUCCUGCCACUGAGUACCACGUCUGCCUUACUGUCUCCUCCUCUCCUCCUCAACCCACCUCUCCUUCUUCCUCUCCUAGCACCUCCCCUACCCCUGUGUCUCCUUCCUCCUCCUCCCUACCCUCUGGUCCCGUCCACACCUCCUGUCUGAACAUCACCACUAAAGAGGCGGGUUUCUCGGUGGAGCUGGUGGCUUCGCGCCGCAGCAGCGUGGCACUGGCGGCCGUCAUGGGCUCCAUGUUCGCUUUGUCAAUCAUGGCGCUGCUGGUGGUGUACAUGGGCCGGCGCGUGCAGCAGCACAAGUCCUGCGGCCACUCGCUGAAGAAGUACAUGCAGCACGCCACAUCCAUCCCUCUGAAUGAGCUUUACCCGCCGCUCAUCACGCUGUGGGAGAGCGAGACCGAGAAGGACAAAGACGACAAGGAGGAGGAGGAAGACAGGGAGGGGGGAGCGAGGGGUGAGGAGGCAGGGGGGAGUCAGAUCGACACCACAAAGACGUACAUGUGGUAGCUGAAGGAGGGUGGAGGGGGAGGUUUGACAGACACUCGGGGGGCAAGAGGACCACAGGAGUGACACUGUAUGGAUGAAAAGGGUCAUGUGACUCAGCGAGGAGCCUGACAGUCAGGUCAGGUGUGUGAACUGAUUAAAGCAGCAGGACACCCAUCUCAGCUUUCUUAAGGGACUUUUUUUCAUGCUUCAGCCCAUCUAUUCCAAAGCAGCACACUCCCGCUAAUCACCUCCCAUCCUCAGCUGUCAAUCUGAUCGAUUUCCUUUCUUCCAGUUCAGCACUUGCAACCCAGGUAGAAUCAGCUGUAUAGGUGCCUUUAAAUCAGUUCAUUUAUGCAGUUUAAAUUGAGUUUUCUCUAAUCAUCAAGCGACAAAACCUAAGUUAUGAAAAACUGCAGUUCCUCUAGUGGCCACUUGAGGCCGGCUCCACCGGUGAGUCCGUCCCCAUAGACUCCCAUGUUAAAAUGUCUACUUUUACAGCAGAAAUAAACAUGUUUACUGCCUGCCACAAAAAACGGUUUUGGCCUCUAUGGAUAGUUUCCCCUUCAAUUCAACCAUGCAGAGGUUCUUAUUUUUAAAAACUCCUUCAUCUGGAUGCUUUUAAGGCCUUAAAAUUAGGGUCAUGACUGCUUUGACAAGUGUCCUAAUACAGAAGCUGGAGCCACUUGGUGUCUAUUAAUCUAAACACUUUCAAAACCAAAGGGAAAAAAAAUGUGGAUUCCAAUUUUAAUCACAAAUUUACUUUAUGUGGCAUAAAAAAUUACCGUCUGCAUUUUUUUCUCUCAAAUCUGCUUUUUAAAUAAUGAUAAAAGUCAUCCAGUGACCUUGACAUGUGUAAUGAUCACUAGAACCAGUCAGGAGCCCAGCAACAGUUAACUGCAGUCGUUCAGCCCAGAGGUAAUUAAAUAAUGAGUGACCUUUUCGAUUAAAGGAACGAUCUGAAUACCAGAACCAAAAUGAUAUGAAAUGCUAUCGAGUGCACUUCAGGCAGGCUGAAUGAUUUAAGUUUUAUAUUUUAUUGAGUUUGAAGAAUCUUAGCAUUACACUGUUUUUAAUAUCAGCCAGGACUCUGAGAGAGUGGGGAGAAAAAACUUUAAACAGGAAGAAACCUCUGACAGGAUUAGGGACGCACACUUCAACUGGCUGUGCGUGCUGGGAUCUGUGCGAGGAUAAAAGUGGACGUCUGGUUUGUGUUGCGUGGGCUGAAGCAUGAAAAGACGAUGAAAGUUUCCGUUUUUGGGGGGGUCACUUUUCUCAAAGCAUCCUUCUUCUCCUGUCAAACCGGAGCAGCUGAACAGUCUGUGAGACAGAUUUAACACAGACACAUGGAAGGAAGUCGCUGGAUUUGUUUUUCCUCAGAUCAGCUUCUCAAACGAUGGGUUGGGGUCCUGUUGUUGGGCCGGCAGCUGGUUUAAACUGGGCAUUUCUUCUGAGGAGAGCCCAGUGAGUCCGGAUGGUUUCACCUCUGCCCCCUCCCUUCUUUCUCUCCCUGUCUCGUCUCUGUCAAGCACACUGACAGUAGCUCUACUGUUAAAAAAAAAUGAUUAUUGUAAUUUAGUUCAUCUGAUGAACACAAAUGCAGCACUAACACUCAGCACAGUGUGCAAGAUCUCACUUUAAAUACCUUCAGAGACGGUUAAAGGUCCCGUAUUCAGGUUCACACAUCAGCCUGACGAAAACGAGCUCGCAGGCGUUUUAGAGUCUGGUGCUGAACUUCACACAAACCUCUUUCACAGCAAUGAAACCGAUUUGGGUUUUUUUUUUAAAGUUAACUCAUUUUGUAGCUUUCGGAGUGUGACAGCGAUGCUCAGAAGUUGAUCAGGGAGAAGAAAACGCUUUGAUAUAUGAUAUAUCCGUCUGAUGUAUCUGUCUGUUAUCGGCUCAGUUGACUGAUGCUGGCAGAUGAGAUUUCUCAAAGAGUUAAAAAUUGUGUCAUUUAACGCAACAACAGACUAAAAACAUGUCGAGUCAGCUUAUUUUAAACAUUUCCCAGAACUUCCCAACAGGAGCGUCCAUGAAAGCUGUCGGAGCGUCAGUCACUGAACACUCUGAGCCUAGUUUCAUGUUCUGUUUUGGUUUCAUACUAAAAAAGCUACAGGACAUAACUCUGACUGUUGAUGCUGGUUGUGUCUGCUGGUGUUGUGAUCUCAGCGGGUGGCGAUCUAUCAGUGUUUGAAUUAACAGCGGGUAAUUAAUGAACAGAUUCUCUCGAAUUCGCUCCAAAAACACCUGAAAAGUCACGAAUUUUUAAAAACUUAUUGAAUAAACUAAAUAAAUAAAACCAAAAACAGGACUGCAGGUUACAGCCAGCUCAGCUAAUGAUAGGUAAACAAAAGUGGAAGAAAUAACUGAGGAAAAAGUGGCAGCUUCAUCUCCUCUGGCUUUAUGUUCAGUUUUCUCACCGCUCACAGCUUUAUGUCGUGCAGCAGGUGAGAUAUGGUUUGAUUUGGGGCGGCUGGGCUCAGGAGGUAGAGCAGAUCAGCUGCUAACUGGAAGGCUGGAGGUCCUUGAAGUAUCCUUGGGCACAACAGUGAACCCUAAGUCGCCCUCGAUGCAUCCAUCAGAGUGUGAGUGUGUGACUCUUAGGUUAUAGGCCUCUGGUGUGAUUGAGGCUAUUAGUAAGAAAGCGCCAUGAGCGAUCAAAUAGAGUAGAAAAUUCCAAUAACCGGCUUUCCCGCCUCCUUUUUAUUCAGUUCAGAGGCUUUUUUAAAUGAAUAAAACAAGGACGUCAAGAGCAGGUUCACCUCCACACUCAACCAAAACUCUAAGAUUACUCUAAUGAAAGUAAUCUACUUUAGUUACAGCAUCUAAUCUUGUUUCAGUACAUCAGCUUGUCUGCUAUUUCUGUAUUUGACGCUCAGCUAAAGCGCACAGCGCAGUGUGGAGGUUUUAGAAGAGCGGAUCCUGAACCUGUGAGAGGAAUUUGUAACGGCAAAGAUGGUGGAAGAAGUUUGUUUCGGUGUAAAGUCAGCAAACCUUUAAUUGUGUUUCAUCAGAUUUUACUGGUGAUUCUUUACACGCAGCUUUUAUGCCAUGUUGACCGUUAAAGGUUAAGUUUCUUUAAAUAAUGCUUCAGAAAAACUGUCCCAAAAGGCGCCCAGAGGUGUUUCUGGGUGGAUGCCGAGUGGCAACAUUUGUGCUGCGUCUCAAACAGCUUCUUACAUACUUCUAGUGCGAUCUUGUCUGUUGGGACCCUGUGCAGGUUUUUUUUGGAAGAAAUCUACAACUUUAAAACUAUUUCAUCUGCUAAAAGCAAAACAAACAAUAUUUAUAUGUUUUCCAGCUGUACUUUUAGAACUUGAUGUCCAUCCUCUUUCAGGUCAGCUUCAAACCAAACACAAGACUCCACUUCCUGUCUGAAUACAGGACCUUUAAUCCUCCUGAAACCCGUCGCCGGACACACUUGUCUUCAUCAGCAGCAUGAAUGCAUAACCUUUAUAUAUUUGACUGCAUCGGGAACAGCGCUCUGCGCACAGACACUAAUGGUGACCGUGUUCUGCUGCUGUUUGUUCGCUAAUGCAGAGCUGUAAUCUCUUUUCUAUCAUGUGACGUCCUCUGGGUUUGUGGGUGACGCCGCACCGGGAGGCGGGUGCUGCUGCAUGCCUUUGCACUCAUGUUUAGGACUGUUUGUAUAAAACCAUGUCCGUGUGACAGCCUGCAAACUGCUGGAGGAGCGAGGAUCCAGCGUUACACUCCGACUCUGACCACAAAUACUCUGCUUUCACCAAAAGUGACUGAAAUGCAGACUUUGAGCUUAAAUUCAAGAGCUUUCAGAACAAGAUUACGUUCAUUGUUUAGGAAUUACAACCAUUUUUAUACACCAUCCUCCAGAGGAUCAACAGUAAUUUGACAAAGUAGCAAUUUUUAAUAUAAGAAUUCUUUUCCAUAUUUGAAAUAUUAGGAAGUCUAGGAAUAAUACUGUGUUUCCUUCCUUUGUUCUGUUCGUGAAACCUUUGAAUUAAAGCUGGAAGUUUGCACUUCAGUCACAUCUCGAUUGUCUGAUUUUAAAUCCACUGUGGCGACGAAACAGGAGAGGCAGAUCUUGGGAUUUUCUUCUCAUAAGUACAGGAGAGAUUUUUUUGUUUUUUUAAGUCUCGGAUCUCAUAACUGUGAAGCAAUAAUAUAAAACUAUACAGAGGUACUUAUGAGAUCUUUUAAUUCUAACGUACAGAGCUUAAAAUUUAGUUUCAUUCAUCUAGUUUGAGUAGCUGGACAAAUAAAUCAGGGGCCAGAAAAUUAAUCGAUCGUUUUGAUCGGCUAGUUUUUUUUAAUUUCAUUUUUUUCUCAACCUCGACGUUUCUUGUUAGAAUCAAAGUAGGAUGAAUAUUUUUUGAGCAGUAACGAGAAUUACAGAAUUUCUUCUAACUGUCUCCAAGUUUGGAUUUCGUUGGUGAAUGCAGAGUUUGCCUUCACUCAGUUGUGAACACGAUGGCUGUUUGUGCCAUAAAAAAUGAAUUUGUUUCCUAAUUAAAUAAAUCCAUAAUCCCAAAUAAACUUUGUAAUAUCUGAUAACUGAUGGACAAAGACCAGACCUCAAAAUUCAAGAAAGUUGAGCCACUGUGAUGGCCGUCAUGUCACAUGACCAGUGGAACAUAAUUUGAUUGGUUUGAUUUCAGACAGAGCCGAUUCCCUGAUGUCCCAGAUCUUUAAGAUGACUCAGAUUUGGGGGUUUUUUCUUCUUGAAUACUCGAACAAAUGUUAUUUGAAUUUGUAAACCUUUAUCGAGAGGCAAUAAAUAAAUUCCCGCACUUUUACACCUGAAACAGCAGUGGGACAGAUUCACCUUGUGUUGAUCCUCCUACAGAUCCUCAGUUUGCAGGUUUUGUUGUUCAGACUUUCAGCCAAAUAUUCCCUCAGCUGUCUGUCAACCAAAACACUUCAGGAACAAACACCCAAAGGAUGGUCUGGGCAUUUCAAAGAGUAUGAACUGUAUAUACAAACAUCACAUGCUGUUUUAAAGGUGUCUCUCUGGUUCUGCACUGUGAUGAUGUUCUGCUUUAAACUGAAGCCAUUCUGAGAUAAACUCUAAACUAAAAUCUAAGAUUUUAACCAAAAACUCAACAUUUCUGCACAUUCCUGGUUUCAGAUUUGUCUCUAACAUACAAAGUGAUCACUGAACAUUUUUCUCUUUGAGUUUCAAGCUUUUUUUCUUGGAAACUGCAAAAUGCAAACCUCACUCAGUGAACUCGGCGCCUCUGAGUCUCUCAGACACAAAUGUAAUUGACUGCUGUUUUUUAACGAUCUUUAAAACAGACGAUUUAAUCACCAAAAUACCAACUGAAGCAAAAGCAGCAGCCCGACACUGUGCACCACGACCAAGGCUAAACAUGCCCUCCUUUAUCCAUGAUUUGAACCUCUGGAUCCAGAAGGACAUCUGGCUCUGGCUCUGGGUUACUUUGUGAAAUUUCCUUGAGAGCAUCAAACUGUUACCUCCCAAAGUCUCCUUUGAUGAAUGAUGUGAAAUGUGCAGUUUUGUCCAUUGUCCCAGUGGUACAGAAUACUGAAAAUUCCUGGCUCCAGAUCCGGAUCAACUCCAAAAGUUAUUCAUUUUUAACCUGGAUCUAGCUGAACUGUCAGUAACGUUUAAAUGCAGAUCCAUCCAUUGGUUUUUAAGCAAUCCAAGAAACAAACAGACAAACCAGGCCAACUGUGUAACCUCCUUGAUGUUUGAAACAGCAGAAACAAGAAGCAGCUCAAAAUAACCUUCUGUUCAUAUUUACAAAACCAAAAUGUUAUUUUGUUUGUUUGUUUUGUUUUUUUGCAUGCAGCUCAGGUCGCUCACCGCGUAGAAACAGGAGCAUCGCUUUCAGCUUGCUCUAUUUGACAUCCGUGUUAUGUUUUCCUAUCAGAAGUAGGAAUGUCAAAGAUGUGUGUUUUCUUCAUGAGCUCUCAGCUUCUUGACAAAUGUUUUUCUAUUUCUGUCAAACAACUCCUGGACUUUACUCUGUGAUGGACUGGUCACCUGUCCAGGUGUACCGCACCUUCUGACCACUGACAGCUGGGAUGGGCUCACCGCCUUGUGACCCAGGGUUAGAUACAUGGUUGAGUAAAUGGAUGGAGUGAUGGAUUUAAUGGGUCUUUCUACUUUUCUGUCUAAACCCAGUUUAAUGAAAAUGAAAUACACCUCGUUGCAGUUGCAGAUUUUUUUAAAAUUCAGAUGGUUAGUUAUCUCCUAGUUUAACAUCUCCUUGUUUCUGAAUGCUUUCCUUUGUUAAACAUGCGAAAAAAAAUAAAGCCCAAUAACUGUGGACAUGUGGCUCCUGUUUAAAUUCGUCCUGCUGGCUUUUGAAAUCAAAGAAUCCCAAUAUGUUUUGGUUUUGUAAAUGUGAGCAGAAAUCUGAACCUUCAAACCUGAUAAGUUGUUAGGGGCGCCCUCUGGUGUCCAUCACAGCGAACAACAAGCAGAACCAGCGACACGUCACACAGCUUUUCAUUAAUCUCCACACUUAUAUCCAGGGUAUUUUGUAUAAAGUGCAUCACUCUAUAUUUGAAGAAUUGCUUAUAUUAUUAUUGUUAUUAUUAUUAUUAAUAUUAUUAUUAUUUACUCAACACUGAGCACCAACUGUAACUAAAGAUAUGUGUGUGUGGGAGGGGAAAUUAUAUAAAUACACUUUG